Messenger RNA from Schistosoma guineensis, 972 nucleotides. NCBI's taxonomy places the organism in Eukaryota, Metazoa, Platyhelminthes, Trematoda, Strigeidida, Schistosomatidae. The record is from the annotation of a GenBank genome assembly.
AUGGCUUUUCAGUUUUAUGUAAAAACUAUUGAUAAUUAUUCAAUACGGUUUUUUUCAAAUAUUCCAAUUGAAAAUUUAGAAAAAUUUAUUCCUGAAUGUCCAAAAUAUAUUCGGAAUCCAAUUGGACGUAGAAACAUCACCAUAGAAGCACCAACAUGGUCUGAUUUAGUACGAUUAUAUACUUUGUCAACUGAUAUAACAUCAUCGACAACUUCGGUUCGUAAAACGUUUUUUAAAUUAAUAAAGCCUAAUAAUAUGUCAAAAAGGGAUGUUGGACUUUGGGGUCCGACUGACUGUAAACCAGAUGAAAAAUUGGCUAUCAUUGUUCCUUAUCGAAAUCGAGAUGUACAUUUACGUCUGUUUGUAAAACAUAUGCAUGAAUUUUUGAGAAGACAACAAUUAAUGUAUACGAUAUUUGUGAUCAACCAAGAAGGUGCAUCUAAGUUUAAUCGCGCAUUACUACUGAAUAUCGGAUUCAUUGAAUCCCAUCGAGUUGCAUAUUUCGAUUGUUUCAUAUUUCACGAUGUGGAUUUAUUGCCAGAAGAUGAUAGAAAUAUGUAUCGAUGUUCUGAACAACCAAGACAUUUAAGUGUUUCAAUAGAUCAAUAUAAUUAUCAACUGAUUUAUCAGGAAAAUUUUAAAGGUGUAAUUGCCAUCAGUCGUCAACAAUUCGAGAAAGUUGGUGGUUUUUCAAAUGUUUACUUUGGAUGGGGAGGAGAAGAUGAUGAUUUUUAUAAGAGAAUCAUCUAUCACAACUACAGUAUUGUGCGCUAUCCAGAGGAAAUCGGUCGCUACAUUAUGCUGAGGCAUAAAAGGGAUUCACGAAAUGAACCUAAUCAAAGGCGCUUUAAUUUACUGGAAAUUGCUGAAUCUCGUUUUAACAUAGAUGGUUAUUGGACUUCUAAUUACACAAUUAUAAAAGCACACUCAUUAUAUAAUGGUCUCAUUUAUUGGAUAUCUGUUGCUGUUUAA